AUGGCCUACAUCGACUACGAAAAGGCAUUUGACUCUAUGCCAAUACAAGUAGUAUUAGAAGCUAUUCGAAGACAAGGAGUAGAGGAAGUCUAUUGCCAGUAUGGCACAAAAUGCCUAAUAAAACGUCUGCAGCGAAGUCGAAUAGACGCGCACACAAGAAAGUGCCUCUCUCCCUCCUCGACAGGAGCCGCCAGGCACACGGUGGACGACGUGCCUGUGGAACUGUGCACUCACGCCAUCUACGCCUUCGCCGUCUUGGACGCCGACUCGCUCGUCGCCAGAGAGCACGACGCGUACCUGGACAAGGCCGCCGGGCUCGACAACUACCGUCGCUUCGUCACGCUCCGCGAACGGAAUCCGCAAGCCAAGAUGUUGCUCGGCCUGGGCGGCUGGACCGAUUCUCGCAGCGACAAGUACUCCCGGCUGGUGUCGGAGCCGCAGCGUCGCGCCGCCUUCGUCAGCCACGUGGUCUCCUUCCUGCAGGAGUAUGGCUUCGACGGACUGGACUUGGACUGGGAGUACCCGGGGUACCAGAGCUCUCCUCAGGAUAGGGAAGGGUUCCGCCUGUGGGUGGAGGAGCUCCGCGCUGCCUUCUCGCCCCACGGCCUCCUGCUGACGGCGGCCGUGUCCGCGGGGAGGGACGUGAUCGAUCGGGGCUACGACGUCCCCGCCGUGGCGGAGGCGCUGGACCAGAUCCACCUGAUGAGCUACGACUUCCACGGGUCCUGGGAGGGGCGGGUCGCCCACCACGCGCCGCUGUUCCCCGCCCCCGGCCAGGAGAAGGAGCUCUCGGCUGACUUCGCCGUCAGGCACUGGAUCAAGAGGGGCGCGCCUGCGUCCAAGCUGGUCCUGGGCGUCCCCUUCUACGGCCGAUCCUGGACCCUGGCAGGCGCCGACGCCUCGAGCGGAGCGCCGGCUUCUGGCGCCGGGCGCCCUGGACCUCUGCUCAAGGACGCAGGCACCAUGGCGUACUACGAGAUCUGCCAGGCGCACCAGCGUGGAGGCUGGAGGAAGGUCUCCGGCCCAGACGGACCUCACCUCACCCACGGAGACCAGUGGGUCGGCUACGACGACAUUGCCGCCAUCAGGAAGAAGGCGCUGUACGCCCAGCAGAAGGGCUUGGGAGGAGUCAUGGUCUGGGACAUCGCCACGGACGACUUCCGGGGCACCUGCGGCAGGGGCGCCAACCCGCUGCUGUCGGUCAUAGCGAAGGUGCUGACGGGCUCCAGCCCCGGGUCCUCCGCCCGGCCGCCCACCGCCAGGCCUAGCACUCCCCGCCCAGUCCAGCCAACGACUCUCCGCCCCGUGCGACCAAGUCCCUCCCGCCCCACGCCCACGACGCCCUCACCGGGGGGCCAGGUGAACAAAUCCGAGUGCAAAUAUUAA
Penaeus vannamei (Pacific white shrimp) is the source of this 1386-nucleotide messenger RNA. RefSeq names its product chitinase-3-like protein 1. The record is from RefSeq and is a predicted model, not a curated record. Lineage: Eukaryota; Metazoa; Arthropoda; Malacostraca; Decapoda; Penaeidae. Gene Ontology annotation, cellular component: extracellular region. Gene Ontology annotation, molecular function: chitinase activity; chitin binding. Gene Ontology annotation, biological process: carbohydrate metabolic process; chitin catabolic process.